Canariomyces notabilis is the source of this 750-nucleotide messenger RNA. RefSeq lists its product as uncharacterized. The transcript has a single exon. Lineage: Eukaryota; Fungi; Ascomycota; Sordariomycetes; Sordariales; Chaetomiaceae. The record is from RefSeq and is a predicted model, not a curated record. The coding region runs from base 354 to 665 and encodes 103 amino acids.
AUGAAAUCAAGGUUGAUGUCUCUGAAGCAAACACCGACAUGCCUCCGGCCAACACCAUGGCGGGUAAAGCCAUGGUCGUCUCAUCGACUGUUGGUAAUGGCAGCCAGGGCAGCGCCAGCGAUUCGGACGACAUUCGCUAUCCCCCUCGGGACCAUCCAAUCUGGGGUCUUGAGGGAAUCAUGCACGGAUUGAGAUUGAAGCGGGGAAAACAUUCAGGCCCAGUCUAUAUGAUUGACGAGCGAUAGUUAGACGAGAAGCGCAAAGCCGACGUUUACGGCGACAACGGGCUGGCAGUGGGGGAUUGGUGGCCGCUGCAGCACGCCGCGUGGUUCCACGGGGCGCACGGCCACACCAUGCAGGGCAUCUACGGCUCUGUCAAGACCGGUGCCUACUCGAUCGUCGUAUCGGGCAAGGCCACAGCGUAUGCCGGCGAUAUGGAUGAUGACCGCGGCGAGGUGCUCCUCUACAGCGCCGACGGCAGCAUCAAACACCGCGACCCGCUCCAUUUGGCCGACCCCAGCUGGGGAACCAAGUGCCUGCAGGCGUCGCUGCGCACUGGGAAUCCGGUCCGCGUCCUUCGCAGCGCGGGACCCAAGAAGGCGCGGGACCCAAGAAGGCGCUCGCCCCCUGCGUCGGGAUUUGCUAUGACGGCCUGUAUCGCGUAACCAAAGAAAUCAGGUCGAAAAACAAACAUAACGGCCUGUAUCGACGGCUCUAGAUUCUAGAGAAGGGGUUGUUGCUAAGUUUCUC